Messenger RNA from Hydractinia symbiolongicarpus, 1193 nucleotides. RefSeq lists its product as uncharacterized. Gene Ontology annotation, molecular function: heme binding; oxygen binding. Bases 308 to 721 code for a protein of 137 amino acids. NCBI's taxonomy places the organism in Eukaryota, Metazoa, Cnidaria, Hydrozoa, Anthoathecata, Hydractiniidae. The transcript is spliced from 2 exons. The record is from RefSeq and is a predicted model, not a curated record.
AGUCUGGACAAAAACAUUGAUAUAAUACUACAAGCCAGCAUGAGUUAAGAGAUUUUAUUUGUUCUAGAAUUGUUUUUUAUUCUAGAAUUUAUUUCGUUAAUCUAGAAAGUUCUAUGCAAGGUAUAUAAAAGUAAACAGAAAAUUAGAAUCUAUAAUUCACUCAACAUCUUUUCGAAAGAAAAAGUUUUAGUACUGAAAUUAUCUUAGUACUUGGCAAAGUAUAUUUUUAAAUAUACGCAAUAAAAAAAUCCAGUAUUGUUUCUCGAGUUUUUCAAAGUUUUGCCGAAACACAAAGGUUUUGUUAAACAUGGCGCAUCAUUUGGAAUGUCCAAUUGAAAAUGUUAGUAAGCAAAUAGAGUUCGAGAAGUUUACAUCUUGUCCAUUUCACAAAACAACUCAUAAAACACUACCUGGUAAGCAAGAAGUGAAAUCUUUCCCUACACAAUCCUUACCACAUGAAAAAUUACAAAAUUCGAAGUUUACAGCUGAUCUUUUAAAAGAUGUUGGGGGCGGUGAUAAAAUACGCCAAAUGACAACUAGAUUUUACGCCCAUGCGUUUGAAGACGAAACGUUGUCGAAGUUUAUGUUCGAUACAGACGGAGCAGCGGCGCACGGUCAACGAUUAGCCGACUGGAUCAUCGAAAAGAUGGGCGGGGAAGGGGAUGUUUACACAGAUUCAGGACGAGAGGGCAUGAGACACGUAUCGCACUCUCGCGCGUGAAACUGCGACAAACGGGAAGAUGAAAAGAGAGGCCAACGUUUUAAACUUGACGACUCUAGAAUAUGGAUGCGUUUAAUGUUUUGGUCUGGAAGAGAAGUUGGACUUUCUCAACACGAAGCCUUUUGGAAAUGGUACAUCACAUUCAUAAAGACAUAUAUUGGUAUAUACACAAGGGCGGCUCCUCCUUAUACUAAAUACGACGCUGAAUGGUCUAAAAAUAAAAAGAACAUACAAAAAUAUAUCGAAAAUGGAAAAGCUAUGACGGACGUUAUAGGAUUAGGUCGUUAAGACUAUAAAUUGUGAUGUCAAAAAUCAUCGCCCUUAUUAUUUGGUGGUAAAUAUAGAUUGUAUGGUGGUGUUCAAAGUGUGCUCAGUUACUGAGAUUAAAUUGAGACUGAGAUUUAGUCAUAGUCACAAGAGUCUCUCUUUCUUAUGACUAUGAUUUAAUUCGUCAGAAGAACUACUAAAGAAC